UCCGGCGGGCGUGUUGUUGUUGUGCCGCCGAGCCCCGCCACGCGCCGCCGCCGCCGCCGCCCGCCUUCCCUCCAGCCGAGCAGCGGGGCCGAGGCGCCGCCCACCCGCCCACCACCAUGAAGUCCAAGACGAGGAUCGUGCAGAUAUCCAACAUCGCCCCGCAGGCCACCAAGGACCAGAUGUCCACGUUAUUCGGCUUCAUCGGCAAGAUCGAGGACAUCCGCCUCUACCCCACCAUUCGCGAUGUUGCCAUACCAGUCCAGUCUCGUAUUUGUUUUCUCAAGUUCCAUGACCGGGACUCAGUGUCGGUGGCGCAGCACCUCACCAACACCGUCUUCAUCGACCGUGCCCUCAUCAUCAUCCCCUUCACCCUGGGAGACAUGCCUGACGAGCAGCGCGCCAUGGAGAUCCUGGGCACCGGGGGAACCAUUCCAGGAAUCGGACCUGAAACCAAGUGGCCAGCACACGUCACGAACCAGAUUGAAGGCAUAGCGCUGAGGACAAUUGAUCCUAACUUGGCUGAAAAUGAUCUGCCAGACUAUCCACCAUUGCCGGCCACCACAGAGUCCCACAAGAUCAAUGACAUCCGCCGCACCGUCGUGUUUGACAACCUUGCCGCAGAUAUCAACUCUGACCAGCUACUGGAGUUGGCAUCCAAGGCAGGGGAGGUGCGGUAUGUUCGGCUUGGCGUGGAGAUUAAUGGCUCUAAGAAUGCCCUGGUGGAGUACUCUGAGCAGCCGUCCAUCAUCCCUGCCCUCAAGCUGCACCAUCUGGAACACAUGAGCAAGCAGAUCAAGGUAAACCAUUCAACAGUGGCCAUUGUGAAGCCCCAGACUAAGAGCAAUGAGGCUGCACAGAGGGAGAUUGAGGAAGCCAUGAGGAGGGUGAAAGAGGCACAGAACUUCAUCGCCUCAGCCAUCGACCCUGUCAUGUCCUUCCUUGACUCAUCGGUGAAAGAAAAGAGAUCUCGCUCCAGAACAAGGUCAAGGUCACGGUCACGGCGGCGCACCAGGUCACGUUCCCGACGCUCUAAGUCUCGGCGGACGCGCUCUCGCUCCCACCACCGCACCCACUCAAGAUCCAAGUCAAGGGAUCGCCACCGACGCUCCCGCAGCCGCUCCCGCAAGAAGAGGUCAUCAUCUAGGUCACGCAGGAAGUCUAGAUCCAGGUCUCGGUCAAGAAGAAAAUCCCGCUCAAAGUCCAGGUCAAAACGCUCCCGAUCCAAGUCCAAGAGCAAGUCCAGCUCUUCCCGCAAGGACAAGACUAGCAGCAGCAGCAAGAACAAGGACAAGGACAAGGACAAGGACAAGGACAAGGACAAGGAGCGUGACAAGGACAAGUCCAAAGAUAAGGACCGGGACAAAGACAAAGAAAAGGACAAAGAUAAAGAGAAGGAGAGGAAGAAGGAAGAGAAGAAGGUGGAUUUAAAGAUGGAGGUGAUCGAGGAACCAAAGGAAGAGGGACAAGAGAAUGGAACAAAAGAGGUGAAACAGGAAGUGCAAGUGGAAGAGAUGAAGAAGGAAAGUGAAGACCAAGAGGCAGGCCAGGAAAAGGAGGCAGAAACAAUCAAAGAGGAAGAAAAAGACAAAGAAGUGGAGAAGGAAAAGGAGAAGGAGAAGGUGAAAGAUAAAGAAAAGGAUAAGGACAAAGAAAAGGAGAAAGACAAAGAUAGAGAAAAGGAUAAGGAUAGGGGAAAAGAAAAGGACAGGGACAAAGAAAGGGACAGGGAGAAAGACCGAAAAAAAGAGUCAAGCAGUAAGUCAAAGCGAUCUAAGUCCCGCAGUCGCUCUAGAGAACGAAAGAGCCGGCGCAGCAGGUCAAGAUCACGCUCCAAGAGGUCAAGGUCGAGGUCUCGUUCAAAGAGUCGCACCCGCUCCAAACGGUCACACAAAUCCAGGUCGAGGUCAAGGUCCCGGCGCAGGUCACGCAGCAAGACGCCACGCUCCCGCCACUCAAGAGACCGCCGUGGCCGUUCCCACGAGCGUUCCAAGAGGAGAUCACGCUCGUCCUCCAGGUCCAAGUUGGGGAAGACCAAAGAUAAGGAUACCAGUAAAAAGAAAGAUUCACACCGCGACCGUAGCCGCAGCCGUGAACCUAAGGACCGGGACAAGGACAAGCAGAGAGACAAGGAUCGUGACAGGGACAAAGAGAAAAAGGACAAGAAGAGGGACAAGAAGGAUAAGGAAGAAAAGAAAAAAGAUUCAAAGGUGUCCCGAGACUAUGAUGAAGAGGAACAGCUUGGCUUUGACGGUGAGGAGGAGAAGGGAAAGAAGAAAGAGAAGGAAGAGGAAGACACCAAGGACAAGGGGGAGACAGUGGAUAUGGACAUAUCUGAUUCCCCGUAACUGACCUGAGGGUCGCAAUGCUUUUAUGGGCAGAAAGAUCUUAUCCCCAGGAACUAUCAUAAACAUUUUUUUUUUUUCUUUAGCUUAUUUACACUGUUAAUUUCACCCUCUGUUACCACAGCUAUACUAGUUGCAAGGUAUCUUGAAAGUGUGUGUAUGCUCUUGUUUGUGACUGUGGGUUUGUCCAUUAGAGCAGGCAUUAUUUAUGCCACGCUGCUUAAUGGUCUGUUAUGCAAUUGGAAAGUGUGUGUGUGUGUGUGUGUUGGAAAUCAAGGGCUCAAGGUACUGGACCUGUGGCAUUCAGUUUAGAUUGAGGAAAGGAUGUCUCAAGGGAUUUAAAGUUGUCUGAAAUAGACAUUCGGAUAAUAGCAUAUGUUCUUACCUUGCCAUCUCCACUAAGGGAGUCUGAACAAGUCAGUAUUACAGUGUGUGUGAUCUGAUACUUAAAACUGAAAUGUCAGAAAUUCUUUCUCUGAAUUUUUUGUUGAAAUAUGUUCUUAAAAACAUAAUUAGAGUACAAUUGUAUUAUGCUUUAGAUUGUGUGUGUACGCAGUCUGUAUGUUUACGUGCUGCUCAUGCAUGCACACACAUAGCUGUCUGCAUGCACCUUCUUUGUAUGUGUGACUUGUAUGGGGCAAAUAAUGUAUGUGGGAAAACAAGAUGUACAUCCUUAAUUAGCAUCAGGUACUAUAGCCCUCACGUGUGUGUGUGUGUGUGUGUGUCAUUUCAUGUUCACACUGAAAGAUUCAGUAGAAUAAAUGUUAAAAGUU
Molecule: messenger RNA, 3115 nt
Organism: Eriocheir sinensis (Chinese mitten crab)
Lineage: Eukaryota; Metazoa; Arthropoda; Malacostraca; Decapoda; Varunidae
Gene: Srp54
Product: serine/arginine-rich splicing factor 11-like
Exons: 12
Coding region: 117-2345 (742 amino acids)
Cellular component (GO): nucleoplasm
Molecular function (GO): RNA binding
Source: RefSeq, a predicted model, not a curated record